AUGGAUCCUUGUCCCUUCGUGCGUCUCAUCGUGGAGUCUCUCGCUCUCAAACUUCCCUCUCCAACCAAACCACCGCCACUCUCCGGCGUGCACCCCUCCACCACCCCUUGCUUCUGCAAAAUCCGCACCAACACGUUCCCCACCCACACAGCCCUCCUCCCUCUCUCCGCCUCCUCUUGCGCCCCGGACAUCACAACAUCUGCCCCCGCCUUCCAACUCGACCCCGCCGCCCUCCGCCGGCUCUCCGGCAAGUCCCUCAGCCUCGUUCUCUCGGUGUACAACGGCCCAAUGAGUCGCUCCUGCUGCGUGCGCGGCGCCAAGCUGUUGGGCCGGGUCCAUCUCACCGUUAACCUCUCCACUGACCUCUCUAGCUCCCACACCUUCCACAACGGCUGGCUCAACCUGGCUGGGUCCCACAGUAGAAAUAAACCCUCGGCUCAACUUCACCUCGUCGUCCGGUCCGAACCGGACCCCCGGUUCGUCUUUCAAUUCGGAGGCGAACCGGAAUGCAGCCCCGUCGUUUUCCAGAUUCAGGGAAAUAUACGACAGCCCGUUUUCAGUUGCAAGUUCAGCGCCGAUCGCAACUACAGAUCUCGGUCUCUUCCAUCAGAUUUUACAAGCAUUGCAAGUGGGUGGAGAAGGUCCUCCGCAGGCGACAAAGAGCGUCAAGGGAAGGAGAGAAAGGGUUGGAUGAUAAUGAUUCACGAUCUCUCAGGCUCACCUGUUGCUGCAGCAUCAAUGGUGACACCAUUUGUCCCAUCCCCGGGCUCAGAUCGCGUGUCCCGUUCAAACCCGGGAGCCUGGCUCAUCCUCCGGCCCAACGGAGCCUCAGUGAGUAGCUGGAAGCCAUGGGGUCGUCUGGAGGCGUGGCGAGAAAGAGGCCCUGUGGAUGGGUUGGGGUACAAGGUUGAGCUUUUCUCUGACAAUGGACCAGCCAAUAGAAUACCCAUUGCUGAAGGCACAAUGAGUGUGAAAAAGGGUGGCCAGUUCUGCAUUGAUUACAAGGUGAUGAAGGAUGCUGGGUUGGGUUGGAGGCUGCCAGGAGAAGAAGGGUUUGUGAUGGGUUCAACUGUGGACGGUGAAGGCAAAGUUAGCAAGCCUGUUGUGCAAGUUGGGGCACAGCAUAUCACGUGCAUGGCUGAUGCUGCUCUCUUCAUUGCGCUCUCUGCUGCUAUCGAUCUCAGCAUGGAUGCAUGCAUGCUUUUCUCGCAUAAACUUAGAAAGGAGCUUUGCCAUCAUGAACAAAGCUCACUUUCAUAG
Molecule: messenger RNA, 1260 nt
Organism: Sphenostylis stenocarpa
Lineage: Eukaryota; Viridiplantae; Streptophyta; Magnoliopsida; Fabales; Fabaceae
Source: the annotation of a GenBank genome assembly